This is a messenger RNA of Quercus robur (English oak), 2389 nucleotides long. Its product is annotated as transmembrane 9 superfamily member 10. Gene Ontology annotation, biological process: protein localization to membrane. The record is from RefSeq and is a predicted model, not a curated record. Lineage: Eukaryota; Viridiplantae; Streptophyta; Magnoliopsida; Fagales; Fagaceae. The coding region runs from base 125 to 2071 and encodes 648 amino acids. Gene Ontology annotation, cellular component: membrane. The transcript is spliced from 7 exons.
UACACUAUCAAAAUAAAGAAACAAAGAAUAAACUCACACACACUACACAUAAACCAGUUGAGAGAGAGAGAGAGAAGGAGGUUAGGGCAAAUCUUGGUGGAUCUAGAUCUUUAGAGAAACAGCCAUGGCGAGAGGAGCUCUCGCUUUUCAACAACAACAACGACGACGAUGGAUCUCUCUGUGUCUCUUGCUUUUCUUCUUCGUCCAUGUCGAUGUCGCUCGCUGCUUCUACCUCCCCGGCGUCGCUCCCCAAGAUUUCCAAUUGGGGGAUGAGUUGAAGGUGAAAGUGAACAAAUUGACCUCUACAAAAACUCAGCUUCCUUACUCGUACUAUUCCCUCCCAUAUUGUCCUCCAGAGAAGAUAGUUGACAGUGCCGAGAAUCUUGGGGAGGUUCUUCGUGGUGAUCGUAUUGAAAACUCUCCUUAUGUGUUUAAAAUGAGAGAACCACAGAUGUGCAAUGUUUUAUGUCGAGUAACUCUCAAUGCGAAAACUGCAAAGGCAUUCAAGGAAAAGAUAGAUGAUGAGUAUCGGGUGAACAUGAUUUUGGAUAAUCUUCCUCUGGUUGUCCCUAUAAGAAGGCCUGAUCAGGAAAAUUCUAUUGUGUAUCAACAUGGCUUCCAUGUGGGUCUGAGAGGACAGUAUGCAGGGAGCAAGGAAGAAAAACAUUUUAUCCACAAUCACUUAACCUUUACAGUCAAGAUUCAUAAAGAUCCAGUGACAGAAUUAUCAAGGAUUGUCGGAUUUGAGGUCAGACCAUUCAGUAUCAGGCAUGUAUAUGAUGGUCAAUGGAAUGAAAAGACCCGUUUAAAAACUUGUGAUCCUCAUGCAAAAGCCUUGGUUACCAACUCCGAAACUCCUCAAGAGGUUGAAGAUAAGAAGGAAAUUAUAUUUACGUAUGAUGUUAACUUCGAGGAGAGUGAUGUGAAAUGGGCAUCUCGGUGGGAUACCUAUCUUCUGAUGGCUGAUGAUCAAAUUCACUGGUUCUCAAUUGUUAAUUCUUUGAUGAUUGUUCUUUUCCUCUCGGGCAUGGUGGCUAUGAUCAUGUUGCGGACACUUUACCGGGACAUCUCCAAGUACAACCAGUUAGAGACUCAGGAAGAAGCCCAAGAAGAGACAGGGUGGAAACUGGUGCAUGGGGAUGUUUUCAGGCCUCCAUCAAACCCAGACUUACUAUGUGUUUACGCUGGGACAGGAGUUCAGUUUUUUGGGAUGAUUGUUGUCACUAUGAUGUUUGCUGUCCUUGGAUUCCUCUCUCCCUCAAACCGGGGUGGAUUGAUGACGGCCAUGCUUUUACUCUGGGUCUUUAUGGGACUGUUUGCUGGAUAUUUUGCAGCCCGCCUCUAUAAGAUGUUCAAGGGGGCAGAAUGGAAGAAAAUUGCUCUCAAAACAGCUUUCUUGUUUCCUGCAACUGUCUUUGCGAUUUUCUUCAUCCUGAAUGCUGUAAUUUGGGGGCAGAGGUCCUCUGGGGCAGUGCCAUUCGGAACCAUGUUUGCUCUGGUUUUCUUGUGGUUUGGCAUCUCAGUUCCCCUUGUUUUUGUGGGUAGUUAUGUGGGUUUUAGGAAGCCUGCAAUUGAGGAUCCUGUGAAAACCAAUAAGAUCCCUAGGCAGAUCCCUGAACAGGCUUGGUACAUGAACCCAGCAUUCUCUAUCUUAAUUGGAGGCAUACUCCCCUUUGGUGCCGUUUUUAUCGAGCUCUUUUUCAUCCUCACUUCAAUAUGGUUGCAACAGUUCUAUUACAUAUUUGGGUUCCUCUUCAUUGUCUUCCUCAUCCUUAUUGUCACAUGUGCCGAGAUUACAAUUGUACUUUGCUACUUCCAGCUGUGCAGUGAGGACUACCUCUGGUGGUGGAGGUCGUAUUUGACUUCGGGUUCCUCUGCACUCUAUCUUUUCCUCUAUGCUGCCUUCUACUUCUUUACAAAGCUUGAGAUCACAAAGCCGGUGUCUGGGAUGUUGUACUUUGGCUACAUGCUGAUUGCCUCAUACUCAUUUUUCGUGCUGACUGGUACAAUUGGUUUCUAUGCAUGCUUCUGGUUCACAAGGCUUAUCUACUCAUCAGUGAAGAUUGAUUAGUUAAUUUUUGCAAAGUGAGGAAUGUGGCUGUUUGGUACCACCUGAGGAAGCGCACAGAAUUACCAAUUGGGAUGAGAAACAUGGUGAACCCUUCUGGACCUACCAUUCGGGUUCAGUUUUGAAUUUUAAAAUCAUAGAAAUUGUUAUUAUUGUUUAGUCUUCUCUAUACAGGUUCUUUGGCAGUUCUUAGUUUCUCCCUUUCCCUCUUCCCCCCUUCCCUUUUGUUUCUAAUUCUUUGUUCUCAUUGUCUUCUUGUUUUGUAUUAAACGUUUGCCCAAAUGGCCUACUUUAGAAAUGAAAAACAGAUUCUUGUAUCAA